AUGGCGUUUUGUUCUUCAAAAGCGUCAUUACAUGUCCUCUUCUAUUUCUUAUUCGCCAUUUAUUUUCUUAGUUUUGAGCAUUGCUGUGUUGAUGCAAACUCAAACCUAAUUGUGCAUGAUGCCACCAAUGUUUCCCGUAAAGCAAUUCCUGACACUUUCCUUGGAGUAUUCGUUGAGGAGAUUAAUCAUGCUUGUGCUGGAGGACUGUGGGCAGAACUUGUUCGCAAUAGAGGGUUUGAAGCUGGAGGCCCGAAAAAUAUUUAUCCCUGGUCAACUAUAGGAAAUGAAUCAUUAAUUUCUGUAUCAAUUAAUCAUAGCUCAUGCUUUGAGCGUAAUAAAGCUGCGUUACAAAUGAACGUGUAUUGUAAUGAUCACAAUCCUUGUCCAAGUGGUGGCGUUGGUAUUUCCAACCCUGGUUAUUGGGGCAUGAAUAUUGAGCAAGGGAAAAGAUACAAGGUGGUGUAUCAUAUCAAAUCAGAAGGAGACUUUAAUAUUCUACUUUCAUUGUCUGGUGUUGAUGUCAUAGAGAUGUUAUCAAAUAUUACGCAAAUUUCUGAAGAUGGAAAAUGGAGAAGGGUGGAGACACUGGUAGAAGCAAACGCUACCAAUCACUUUUCAAGUCUUCAAAUAACCACAACCAAGGAAGGGACUUACCUGUUUGACCAAAUCUCAGUCAUGCCAUUGGACACUUACAUGGGUCAUGGCUUCCGAAAGGAUCUUUUUCAAAUGGUGGCAGAUUUAAAACCAAAGUUUAUGAGAUUUCCUGGUGGCACCUAUGUUGAAGGUGAUCAUCUGCAAAACAGAUAUCAGUGGAAAGAUACAAUUGGACCAUGGGAAGAGAGACCUGGUCACUACAAUGAUAUCUGGAACUAUUGGAGUGAUGAUGGAAUUGGUUAUUUUGAAUAUCUACAACUAGCAGAGGACCUUGGUGCAUUGCCCAUAUGGGUGUUCAACGCUGGUUUAAGCCGUAAUGAACAAAUUAAUAAAUCAGAUAUAGCACCUUACGUGCAAGAUGCCCUUGACGGCAUCGAGUUCGCUAGAGGCUCUCCUGGAUCAAAGUGGGGUUCUGUUAGAGCUGGAUUGGGACAUCCUAAACCAUUUGAUUUGAGAUAUGUUGCCAUUGGAAAUGAAGAUUGUGACUUUUCUAAUUAUCAAGGAAAUUACCUUAUAAUUCAUGAUGCUAUAAGAUCUGCCUACCCAGAUAUUAAAAUAAUCUCAAAUUGUGAUGCUUCUGGCGCACUAUUAAACCAUCAAGCUGAUUUGUUUGAUUUUCAUACUUACACAAACUCCAAAGACUUAUUUUCUAAGUCUACUCAGUUCGAUCGCACGUCACGAUCUGGUCCAAAGGCUUUUGUGAGUGAGUAUGCUGUAUGGCGAGAAGAUGCUGGAAAUGGAAGUCUUCUAGCUGCAGUAGCUGAAGCUGCAUUUCUUAUUGGCCUUGAAAAGAAUAGUGAUAUUGUGGACAUGGUUGCUUAUGCACCACUUUUCUCAAAUAUAAACGACAGGAAAUGGAUUCCCGAUGCAAUUGUGUUCGACUCUUAUCAGCUGUAUGGAACACCCAGCUAUUGGGUGCAAAAGCUUUUUGUUGAGUCUAGUGGAGCAACAUUUCUUCCCUCAACACUCAACACAAAUUCAUCUAAUCAAUUAAUUGCAUCUGCAAUUACUUGGAAAAAUUCUACAGAUAACAAAAAUUACAUAAGAAUAAAGGUAGUUAACUUCGGAACAGCCACAGAGACAAUCGACAUAGGCAUAGAUGGGUUCCCAGAGACACAACGAUUUGGUUGUAUAACGACAGUGCUUACAUCAACCAAUUUAAUGGAUGAGAAUUCAUUCGCACAGCCUACGAAGGUGGUGCCACUAAGAAGUUCGGAAGAGAAUGUUGGAAGCAAGAUAGAAGCAAUUCUCUCACCCUAUUCAGUGACAUCAUUGGAUUUAAGUUAUUAGAAGACAAUUCAACACAGG
This is a messenger RNA of Vigna umbellata (rice bean), 1962 nucleotides long. RefSeq names its product alpha-L-arabinofuranosidase 1-like. NCBI's taxonomy places the organism in Eukaryota, Viridiplantae, Streptophyta, Magnoliopsida, Fabales, Fabaceae. Gene Ontology annotation, biological process: L-arabinose metabolic process. The record is from RefSeq and is a predicted model, not a curated record. Gene Ontology annotation, molecular function: alpha-L-arabinofuranosidase activity.